Messenger RNA from Aspergillus ochraceoroseus IBT 24754, 2274 nucleotides. Its product is annotated as SET domain protein. The transcript is spliced from 4 exons. The record is from RefSeq and is a predicted model, not a curated record. Lineage: Eukaryota; Fungi; Ascomycota; Eurotiomycetes; Eurotiales; Aspergillaceae. Gene Ontology annotation, molecular function: protein-lysine N-methyltransferase activity. Bases 147 to 2243 code for a protein of 698 amino acids. Gene Ontology annotation, biological process: peptidyl-lysine monomethylation.
GUUUCCUCCAUUGACUGACAUUGCCCAACAGCACACCCAGGCUUUUCUGCCUGGUCCUCCACCACUUGCUUCGAACCACCGACCUUUAUUUACCGGAUAUAAGAGGAGAACGAUACCAGAGUGAUUAGGACUGAAUUCGUGGGAUCAUGACCACAGAACUUGGCCCGGGCGGGGUUCCUUUAAGCACCCAACCCAGCAAAGAAAUCUACACUACCCUGCUGGAAUGGCUAAAAUCCCACGGCGGCAAUCUCCAUGAAAGUGUCCUAAUAGACCAAGAUGACACGCGUGGCGUUCAUGUCCGUGUAAAGCGCGAGUGGAAGAAUGCCACCGGCGUCUCCAGCAACACCCAUAUCAUCCAAACACCCAUCACAACAACCAUGUCUUAUUUCAAUGCGAUCGAUUACCAUUCUUCUGACUCAAUUAAGUUCCCGGCGCAUGGGGUGCAGUUCCCGUCUGCAUUUAUUGAGAGCGUUGGGCCCGAGGAAGUUGCCAUCUUCUUCCUGAUCGGUCAGUAUUUGCGUGGCGAGCAGGGGUUCUGGUACCCGUAUCUGAGGACCCUCCCGCAGCCGGGGUUACUGACCACGCCGCUUUAUUAUGAGAGUGCAGAGGAUUUGGAGUGGCUGCAGGGGACGAGUUUGCUGGCUGCGAGGGAGCAGAAGAUGGGGUUGUUGAGAGGGAAGUAUGAACAAUCUUCUGCGGAGCUUCGUAAGGCUGGGUUUGGGGAUGUGGAGAAGUAUACCUGGGAUUUGUAUCUUUGGGCCUCGACCAUCUUUGUUUCGAGGGCGUUCUCUGCAAAAGUCCUUUCUGGGGUUAUUACCGAUCUGGGAGUUCCUGAGGAGAAUAUCUCCGUUCUUUUACCUUUCAUUGAUAUGCUGAACCACCGGCCACUGGCUAAGGUGGAGUGGCGGGCUGGGAGGGAGAAUGUCAACUUUGUUGUGUUGGAGGAUGUUGGUGCGGACCAGGAAAUUGCAAAUAACUAUGGUCCUCGAAAUAAUGAGCAGUUAAUGAUGAACUAUGGCUUCUGUCUUGCGGGCAAUCCGUGCGACUACCGCACUCUCAGUUUGCGCGCACCACCCGGCAGUCCGCUACAGAUUGCAAAAGCCCAGCAGGCACAAAUGUUCCCUGAUUUGGCCAAGGAUGCAGAGGACCCUUACUACGUGUUUAAUGUCUUCUAUCCUUUGCUUGCCCCUGAUAUCCCCAUGGAGCAUUCGAUCUUCUCGCCAGCCCUUUUCAAUGCCGUUUCCGUUCUGGCUGCCAACAACAGGGAACUAGAAACGCUGGAGAUUACGGAGAGCGAAAUUCGAAUCCCCGGUGCUUACGGCAGUUCACGGUCACUCCUUGCUGCAAUCAGCCAAAUCGUAAUCGAACUCAUUACACAUAUCGUCAAAUUGAGGUCAUCCGUGCCGGGCCAAAAAGCACCAAGCAAUCUCAAACAGUCCCACGCCCAGAUCUACCGCGAGAGCCAGAUCACGCUCUCAGAAACUGCCCUCGUCAUUGCUGCAUGGACCAUGCAUUGCGCACGACAACACGGUUUCCAGGGAAGCUGGAAGGAAUCGAAGUGGCUUCUCGGAGCCCAUAUGGCUAAGAUUCCUGCCGGCAAGUUUCCAGAGGAACUAAAAUCUCGAAUUCAAGUGAGGAUUCUAGAGCGGCCGUCCCUGUUGACUAGCAGCGGAGAGCUUUUUACGCUGAGUGAAUUACUGCAUCUCAUUCCUGCUGAAAUGCAAAAGUCUUGCCAGGACUGUUUCAAGGCUGUUCUGACAGCUGCAGAGCGAGGCAUUCCACCACUCCGAGGAAUGACAGAUGAAGAAUCGCCCUUUCGGUUCCCGCUUUUUUUGUGCUUCAUUGCUGCGUUUCAUAAUGCCGGUGAGGGUAGCUCUUUGCCCUCCCGACUCUCUCGAUGGGCUGGUUUCUUACUCGAGCACUAUCCACCACCGCCUGAUGAUGUUGCUUGGGCGCUGGAGGAUGAGGAUGACGAGGGGUUACUAAGCAUGCUUGACGAUGUCUUGGAAAACAUGCGGGGCCAGAAUGCGGAAGUUUUCUCGAACUUGGAGCCGUUCACUGGUGAAUGGAGGCAGGACGCCUGGUGGUUGUCUCCCAACUGGUUGCGGUGGGCGUGGAUGGUGAUAGAGCAAGAAUGCGUUCAGGUGCCGGAGAACCCGCUUGGGCUGUUAGAGACGGGGGGUACGGCAGGGAGGGUAAUGUUAUCGACGGAGACAUAUUUGUAUAUUCCGCAAGAGCAGUGACACUUACUUAUCUAUGAAUGACCCAUGGAUG